AUGAAAAUACCAUAUCUGAUGUUAGUUUUCUACGCAAAUGUACCGAGAUCAAAGAGCUUGUUCUAUCAAAGAAUCUGGCAAGAAAAAUUCACGGAAUUGAGAAUCUUAAAUAUUUGGAAGCUCUUGAUAUUCGCAACGGCAUCUCUGGAAUUGGAGGACGAGGUAUUGAGGCUGUCAGUGAUUAAGUACUGGUAUCUUUCAGGGUGCCCACUUUCCCGAUUGCCGAAAUUCAAUACUCAAAAAUUAAUAAAGUUAAUUUUACUGAACAAUCCAAUUCCAGGAAAAGAGGUAGCUAAAUUGAAUGAAGUGAAAAGUUUAAAAUACUUGGUAUUUAAACACAUUGGCGUUGCACAAAAGAGGUACAUUCCUGAUCACAUAAUCUAUUCUGCAAAUUAA
This is a messenger RNA of Saccharomycopsis crataegensis, 396 nucleotides long. RefSeq lists its product as uncharacterized. The record is from RefSeq and is a predicted model, not a curated record. The coding region runs from base 1 to 396 and encodes 131 amino acids. Lineage: Eukaryota; Fungi; Ascomycota; Saccharomycetes; Ascoideales; Saccharomycopsidaceae. The transcript has a single exon.